AUGACAAGCCGAAAACAGGAAAAUCUCGUGAUUGAACAGCGUGGCAGACGGAAGGAUCGGGAUACAGGUGCGUUUCAGGAGAUUCAUCAAACCGCCCACUGGGAUCCGCGACAAACGGGGCUCAUUAUCUGUGACAUGUGGGAUGACCAUACGUGUAAAUUUGCUGCUCAACGUGUCGCGGAGAUGGUCCCAACGAUGAACCGAAUGGUGUCAGCAGCACGAGAGGCCGGUGUGUUCAUCAUUCAUGCACCAAGCGGCACGAUGUCGUUUUAUGAUGAAACGCCGCAACGCCGUCGCGCCAUUGAAGCACCAUUUGCCGAAUCUCCGGUGGAAAUCAAGUGGAACUAUUGGGAUCCUGAACGUGAAGGGGAACCACUGCCUUUCAUACUGAGUGGUGGGUGCGGCUGUAUCGAGCCGUGUCUUGGUUGGAUCACCGACGAUAAGGGAAGUCGACAAUGGAAGGGUGGGAGAGGUGCCUUGGACCCGACAGAUUGA
Molecule: messenger RNA, 495 nt
Organism: Geodia barretti
Lineage: Eukaryota; Metazoa; Porifera; Demospongiae; Tetractinellida; Geodiidae
Source: the annotation of a GenBank genome assembly